GAUGCUGCUGCGCAUGAGCAGCCUCCAUCAUCUCCAUCCUCUCUCUGCCCAGCCAUCCAUCUCCAGGCGCACAGAGAGCAUCCCUCUCCUGCAUCCCAGUUUUCCCAUCCAAGAAGGAAUAACUUCCAGCAGCCAUGACUAAAGACGAUUCGGCAGAGCUUCCCUCCGAAGAGGACCAGCAGCCCUUGGACUUCCAGAGCCCUGUCCUGGAGAGGAGGAAGAAACCCAUCGUCCACCCCUCGGCCCCUGCUCCGCUGCCCAAAGACUAUGCUUUCACCUUUUUUGACCCGAAUGACCCGGCAUGUCAAGAAAUUCUCUAUGACCCCAUCACCACUGUCCCAGAGUUGUUUGCCAUCAUCCGACAAUGGGUUCCCCAGGUGCAACACAAGAUUGACAUCAUCGGCAACGAAAUCCUGAAGCGUGGCUGCCAUGUCAAUGACCGGGAUGGACUGACAGACAUGACCCUGCUUCAUUAUGCUUGCAAGGCUGGGGCUCAUGGUGUUGGUGACCCUGCUGCUGCUGUGCGUCUUUCGAACCAGCUGCUGGCCCUGGGUGCGGAUGUGACCCUGCGCAGCCGCUGGACCAACAUGAACGCCCUCCAUUACGCUGCCUAUUUUGAUGUCCCCGAACUCAUCCGGAUUCUUCUAAAGGCCUCUAAGCCCAAAGAUCCUUGUUUUAUACAGAACCUAACAUACUUUCUCAACUCAACAUGUAGCGAUUUCAACCAUGGGACGGCCCUACACAUUGCUGCUUCGAACCUGUGUCUGGGGGCCGUGAAGUGUCUCCUUGAACACGGAGCCAACCCCGCAGUCAGGAACAGCAAAGGCCAGGUCCCAGCCGACGUGGUCCCAGACCCAAUGGACAUGACUUUGGAUAAGGCGGAGGCUGCCAUGAUUGCCAAGGAGCUGAAGCAGCUGCUUCUGGAUGCUGUACCUUUGAGCUGCAACCUCCCCAAAGUCACCCUGCCCAACUAUGACAACAUCCCAGGCAACCUCAUGCUCAUCUCUCUUGGCCUCAAGCUUGGCGACCGGGUCCUUGUGGAUGGGCAGAAGGUGGGCACCUUGCGUUUUUGUGGCACCACAGAGUUCGCAAGUGGCCAGUGGGUAGGUGUGGAACUGGAUGAACCCGAUGGCAAGAACGAUGGCAGCGUGGGAGGAAUUCGUUACUUUAUUUGUCCUCCAAAACACGGAGUGUUUGCUUCUGUGUCCAAGAUUGCCAAAGCUGCUGACCAGACAUCUUCCUCAGUCACCUCCACUCCACGGACCCCGCGCAUGGACUUCUCCCGCAUGACUGCCAAGGGACGCAAGGAGAAAGACAAAGACAAAAAAGCUCUCAGGAAGAAGUCCUUGUCUGUUGGCAGCCUGGACCGUGAAGGUUUGAAGAUUGAGAUUGGAGAUCAAGUCCUGGUGGCAGGACAGAAGCAAGGAGUCAUUCGUUUCUAUGGGAAGACUGAUUUUGCACCAGGCUACUGGUUUGGUAUUGAACUUGACAAGCCCACUGGCAAACAUGAUGGCUCUGUCUUCGGCGUCCGCUAUUUCACAUGCGCCCCUAAGCAUGGAGUCUUUGCUCCUCCUUCCAGAGUCCAGAGAAUCGGAGGCCCAAAGGAUGCCCUGGGAGAUGGCACUUCAGCAAAGAAGGUCCACCAAGUCACUAUUUCACAGCCAAAGCGCAACUUCACAGCAGUCAGAACCCCGAAAGACAUCACAUCAGAAAGCUCCAUCUCUAGGUUACUUUUUUGCUGCUGGUUCCCUUGGAUGCUUCGUGCUGAGAUGCAGUCGUAAAUUUCUCCGUCUCCUCUUCGUUGCUUCCUUCCUUCCUUCCCUCCCUCCGUUCCUCUUUGCCCUGCUGUUUCUUCGCUCUCCAAGUACUCAAAGACUACUCUUCGGUUCUUUUUCUCAUCUCUCCUUCCCUGAUUGCUGUUCUAGUGAACCCCAGUGCCUUGUUAAAACAUAUUAACACCCCCUUCCCCACCUCCCCAGGUAGUUUGUGAGAAAUGCUAUUCUGAAUUAAUAACUUUUUUUCUGUUUCCUGGCACACAUGCCAAGGAUGGGAUUUUUGGCUCAAUAGGUCUCUUCUAGCACCUCCUUCUUUUUCGUAAUCGGCCACGAAAGUUCGUGCAAUUAAAAGAAAAGGGUUUUAUCGGGGGGCAGGCUUAGCAGGUAUAGUCUCAAAAGAAGCCUCUGCUAUUUCUCCCUGGUAUCAAAAGUAAAGAAUCAAAAUGCUCAGUUCUUAAUUAUAUCUAUCUUGGGCUGCAUCUGCACUGCAGAAAUAAUCCGGUUUGACACCACUUUAACUGCCAUGGCUCAGUGCUAUGGAAUCCUGGGAUGUGUAGUUUGUUGUGACACCAGAGCUCUCUGGCAGAGAUGUCUCCAGAUGUCACCAGGGCAAAACUCUAGUGCUCCCACCAUUCCCAGAAUUCCACAGCAUUGAGCCAUAGCAGUUGUUAGUCCAACACUUAUGCCAGGAGUUGCCAAUAGUGCCAACGAAACUGGCUCUCCCUCGUUGCAAUCUGAGCUGCCUGUUCAAGCGGUGCUUUUCUUUCUGAUGGAUAUAUAUGGAGUCCAGAUGCAAGAAGACACCUUGAGCGAUGUGUAGUGUGUGUUAGCAGCUGUGCUUAGCUUCCUACAUACAGUAUUUGUUAAGAUAACAUACAGGGGAGAGUAAAUCACCCAUUAACAGCCUUUGAUGGUGUACAAUGUGUGUGUCUCUCUGUGCAUAUAUCAGACCUAUAUUCCCAGGAGUCAUUUUCCUUUGAAAUGGUUUUUUAAAAAGUGGGAAGAAAGAAUAUUAUAACUGAAUUUUAUCUCAUUCAUUUAUCUGCUGCACUGUGUUAGAUCUCAUUCCAUCUAGGUAAUAUUUCAAACACAUACUCCACAUAGUUCCUGAUUUUCCUGAUUGUCGAAUAGCAAAAAAGGAACAUAAAAUAAACUAAAAAUGAUAAGCCUCCUGGAGCAAAAUGUGCCAAUCCCAAAUGCUGAUGAGGUUGAGUGGAAUAAGAUUCCUGGGGUCUAGAUUUAGGUUUGGCAAGAAUCAGAUUUACAAUGCAAAAUAUAUGCAUCUGAAAAGUGUCAACCUUUAGCACUUUUAGCAAAUGACUUUCUUCCUCAGCCCCUAAAUUUUGAAAAUGAAUUCUCAUUUUCCAUCAAAUCGAGGAAGCUGGGUUUUUACAAAGUAGAAGGAGAAGCUUUGAAACGUUUAAGGAUCAUGCCAACUAGUGUCUCCCAUAUCACUGGGGUGUUAAACCAGUGUAAGGUGUGAACUGUAAAAGAGCUAUACUUCCAGCCUCAUUGUGUGCAACUUUUCACUUUCUGCUUCCGGCACACUUCAAAUACUGUGAGGUUUUAGAUACAGACUGCAUCUUAAUUCAGCAAAAAUAUGCAAUUUGUUUUUAAGAAAGGAAAAGUGUGUAGAAUUUAACUCCAGAAUGGGCUGAAAUUUUAGGACUAUCCCUAAUUUGGACAAGGAAUGCAAAGAGUAAGACUCCUUUUGGUCUUGAGCAAAUUCCUCACCUGUCUCUCCUUCUGCAUAAAUGUCAGCGUCUUCCUUUCCAUGUUUUUGAGCUCCGUUUAGAAGCAGGGAGAAGCAAUCCUGAAACAUGGCCAGAAAGUUAGAAUUAGAGCAGAUUAUUAAGAUUUCCACUUUAAAAGUGCUCUGCCUUCAACAUCUGCAAUAAGAGCAGAAAUCUAAUAGGUGCAGCUUUUGGGGGCAUGGGCACCCAUCAAACAAAUGCCACAUCUCUUGAAUUUUCCUUUAGUCUCCAAUUUCUAGCAUUGCAGAGCAAUGCUCUGUUUCCAUUCCCUGCGUCACUUUGUCCACCUCUUUUCUUUGGAUGCCUAUACUGAAAAUGACAUUUUAAGCGAUUGCAAUGCUAGAAAUUUUGGUGGACUGGCAGAAAAUGUCAUUUUCUGACAUCACGAAGCAGAAUAUUAAUUGAAGCAGGGACUAUUCUUCCCUGUACCUUAGCUACAUUUUUGCAUGUAGUACAGAGGAAAGAUAUUUAAAGUAUAGCAAAAAACACCACCGAUGCCCCAAGCUUGGGAUAACAUUUGGGAUUUUUUUAGGGGGGGCGGAAGAUAGCCAGAUUCCUGUUAGGAAUUUACAUUUGCAGAAAUUAGAAUUAGGCAGUUUCAUAAUGUCCAUAUCCAGUAAAGGGCUACUACUACGCUGCUACGUAGAGGAGCCUGCAGACAGAUGUGCAACUGGACCAAUGUACAUCCAUCCCAUUGUGCAUUGGGACAAUGGCUAUCCAAGUACUCUUGGAUAGCCAUUGGAUAAUAGAGCCUGAUGCAAAUGGCGACACUCACCAGUGUCCUGCUAUGCACCUUUGCAAUUCACUAUCAGGGUUUCUUAGUGCCUCUGCUGUGUAGCUAAGUGCAGUGGACCCUUGGUAUCCACUGGGGUUUGAUUCCAGGAUCCCUGUGGAUACCAAAAUCCAUGGAUACUCACAUUUCCUUAAAUUCAGUGGCACAGAAAGAUGGUGCCUCUUGUAUAAAAUGCCAAAAUCAAGGCUUGCUUUUUGGAAUUUAUUGAUUUUUAAAAUGUUUUCAAUCCAUGGAUGCUUAAAUCCGUGGAUAAGAAAUCUGGGGGGGGGGGCUGACUGUAUACGUAAAUUUACGUAAUGUAGACAGCGACAGAGGCUUCUGGCUGAUCUUUUCAGACAUAUUAUGAAUUCUAGCCUGUCAACCUUGAAUCUCUCAGUACUCUGUCCUCCCAUCCUCUAUAUCAUCAUAUCUUGCACCCGCAUUUCACCAUUUCACACUUUAAACACACGUGUCCCCCCUCAUUCCCUUGUCCUUGUAGAUCCAUUGUUAGGAAACUUCCCGCAGUCCCUCAUUGACCAGCAAUAAUUAAUCCCUUCUGUUGAUUUCAGCUUCACAUCCAGCGAAACCUUGCUGUGUUCCCCAUUCCCCUUUUAAGAGUAUAUCCGCACACACAAUUACAGCAGCUCAAUACCACUUUAAAGUACCAUGGAUCCAUCUUCUGAAAUCUGGGGUUUUGUGGUUUGUUAAAAAGAUUUGGAAUUCUCUGCCAGAGAGCAUGAGCUUACUACUCCAAACAAGAACUCCCAAGGAACUCUGAGUGUCAAUCUCUGUUGUUGUUGUUGAUGUUAGCUUUUGUUAUUGUCGUUAGCUGCAUUAACAUCGACUUCAAAUCGUGGUAAUGAGACUGAGACCUCUCCAAGACCCCUUAUCCUUAACAGCUUUGCUCAGGUCUUGCGGACUCAGGGCUGUGCCCUCCUUAAGUCUGUCCAUCUGAUAUACUUCUUUCCCUGUUUCUUCUUCUCUUUCUCCUACCUUCUACCUUUCCCAGCAUUAUCGUCUUUUCUAGUGAGUCAUGUCUUAGCAUGCAGCCAAAGUACAGCUGCCUUCUCUAGACAUCCCAUUUUUUUUGGGAACAGGCUGAUUUUCUUCAGGAAUUCUUUGGAGCGCUCCAUUGUCCAACUAUGUUUGCAAUGUGAUCCCUAGUGCCUCUUCCUCUCUUUUACUAUAGAAUUAAAUCUCAGGUUGCAUCCGCACUGUAGAAAUAAUUUGGUUUGACACCACUUUAACUGCCAUGGCUCAAUGCUGUGGAAUUUGGGGGUUGGCUUGUGGCACCAAAGCUUUUUGACAGAAGAGGUUAAAUCGCUCACAAAAUGACAGUUUCCAGAUUCUGUAGCAUUGAGCCAUGGCUGUUAAAGGGCCAAAGCACACUGCAAAAAUAAUCCAGUUUGAGACUGCUUUAACUGCCCUGGCUCUGGUAACUGGAGUUGUGUGAGCCAUUUCGCCUUCUCUGUCAGAGAGCUCUGGUGCCACAAUAAACUACAAUUCCCAGCAUUCCCUAGCAUUGAGCCAGGACUGUUAAAGUGGUCUCAAACGGG
Molecule: messenger RNA, 5857 nt
Organism: Sceloporus undulatus (fence lizard)
Lineage: Eukaryota; Metazoa; Chordata; Lepidosauria; Squamata; Phrynosomatidae
Gene: CLIP3
Product: CAP-Gly domain containing linker protein 3
Exons: 15
Coding region: 135-1781 (548 amino acids)
Biological process (GO): cytoplasmic microtubule organization
Cellular component (GO): nucleus; microtubule plus-end; cytoplasm
Molecular function (GO): microtubule plus-end binding
Source: RefSeq, a predicted model, not a curated record